AUGCCGCUGUGUGACAUCACAAACGGGCCGCCACCGGCCACGCCGCCGUCCAAGUACGCCGAGUACCUGCUCGCUGAGCCCGAGGCUUCGCCCGACCCGCGCCUCCGCGCCCUGGAAGCCCGCCUCGCUGAGGCCGAGGCCCGCCUCGCCGCCAAGGACUCGGACCUGGUCCUCGCUGCAGAGGCCGGCUUCAACCUGCUGCAGGAGAAGAAUGCGCUUGCUACCCGCGCCGCUGCCCGCGAGCGCGAGCUCGAGGCCCGCAUCGCCGAGCUCGAGGCCAAGGCCGGCGCAGGCGGAGGCGGCGCGAGGGUCAACACCGCCCUCAUCGACGAGUUCCAGGCCCAGGUCGACGAGGCCUACGCCGCACUAGCUGCUAAGGAUGGAGAGCUGGCUGCCGCCGCUCGCGAGAAGGAGCAGCUCGCUCGCGCGCUCGACGACACCCGUGCCGAGCUUGCGGUCGCUGCCAACGACGCCGCCGCCGCCGCCGCCGAGCUCGCCUCGGCCCACGCCGAUGCAGAGAAGGCAAACAAGAUCCGCGCCAAGCUUCAGCUCGAGCUAGAAGCUGCUGCCGAGUCUAUCCGGCAGGGCAACGAGACGACGGCUGCACUGAUCAAGCUCGAGCGCGAGCACGAAAAGGUGGUGGCUACAAACGUCGCGCUCCGCGAAGCGCUCGCAGACCUCGAGGCCAAGCUAGAUGCGGCCGCCCCGCUGGCGGCUGCGCAUGCCGGUCUCAAGGAGCAGCUUGACUUUACACGGGAGCAGAUGGCCGAACUCAAAAACAAGGUCAUGGAGAUGCAGGCCAGCGCGGCGUCACUGCGCGAGGAGAACGCCGAGCUGCGCGCUGCCGGCGGCGGCGGGACCGAGGACUUUGCGCACGCCUCGUCGCUCUUUGCCGUCCAGAUGAAUGAGGAAAAGACGGUACUCGAGAAGAACCUCGAGGCCGAGCGGCAAAGUCGGCUCGCUACCGAGCACGAGCUCAAGCACAAGAUCGAGGUCAAUCUUGCCGAGAACGCGCGCCACAUCUCCGAGCUCGAGGCCCGCGAGCUCGAGCACAAGGCCGCCAUUGCCCAGCUUGAAUGUGAACGGGUGUUCAAAGAGAGGCUCGAUGAACUCGAGGCUGCCGCCGAGCAGGCCAAGUCGAUGAUCCAAGGCUGCCGCCAACGCGCCGGGCCCAAGACCGAGGCCAAGAUUGAGGCGCUCAAGGAGUUCAAGAAGCUUCGCAUGACCGUCAAUCGCGCUGAGCGCAUGGCCGCCAAGGCCGUCGCCGCUGCAGCACGCGCCGCCGACGGCUACGCCGCCAAGCUCGCUGCUCUCGACGCCGCACGCGCUGCUGGGCCGCAGCCUGUAGAUGCAUAAGCGGGCGGGGACAAGUAAAUGUAGACUAC
This is a messenger RNA of Thecamonas trahens ATCC 50062, 1385 nucleotides long. RefSeq lists its product as uncharacterized. The transcript has 2 exons. The coding region runs from base 1 to 1356 and encodes 451 amino acids. The record is from RefSeq and is a predicted model, not a curated record. Lineage: Eukaryota; Apusomonadida; Apusomonadidae.